Molecule: messenger RNA, 2369 nt
Organism: Branchiostoma belcheri (Belcher's lancelet)
Lineage: Eukaryota; Metazoa; Chordata; Leptocardii; Amphioxiformes; Branchiostomatidae
Product: protein CBFA2T1-like
Exons: 12
Coding region: 379-2160 (593 amino acids)
Biological process (GO): DNA-templated transcription; negative regulation of DNA-templated transcription
Cellular component (GO): nucleus
Molecular function (GO): transcription corepressor activity
Source: RefSeq, a predicted model, not a curated record
UGGUGUCCAUUGAGUAAACGGCAGGUUUUACAAAGGCCAGUGGCAGCCAGAGGGUUAGGUUGGUAGUGCUGCAUCUGUCCAUGUGUUGGUUGAACCACUGCAACAUCCAAAACAACAGCGUGUGAAUUCUUCUGUUCUUACUCGAAGUCUACUUGCUGGAUACGCUAUAAUUCAGAGUCCUGCAGCUAGAAGCAAGGAGAGCAGACAAUUUGGAGAGUGAAAUUUGUGGACUGCGUAGACAGACUACUCAGGAAGAGAGAGAGAGAGAGAGUGUUGCUGGUGAGAGGCACUGCACUGGGAACUGUGUAUGGGAGCGUUGUCACUGGAAACAGGUGGGACAGACUCACGGCUUUGUGUGCCCGCCAAUCAGAGCCCAGUAUGCCUGACUCUCCCGACUCGAACAGCAAGUCACAGACGAGCACGUCCCCCGGAGCGAUGCCCCUGUCGAACGCCCAAGCGCAGGGGAUGCGGGCAGUCCCGGGAACCUCCGCCACUGCUCCCCCAGUGAACGGGAUGCACUCCCCGAGCAGUGUGAACGGAGCGCCGUCCCCGCCGAACGGCGUGAGCACCUCCUCGUCCCAGCAGCAGCUCCCGCCGGCCUGCGGCGCGCGGCAGCUCAGCAAGCUCAAGCGCUUCCUCACCACGCUGCAGCAGUUCGGCUCCGACAUCUCGCCAGAGAUCGGGGAGCGCGUCCGCGGACUUGUCAUGGGACUAGUGAAUUCACAGUUGUCUAUUGAGGAGUUCCACCAAAAGUUGCAGGAGGCCACUAACUUUCCACUCAGACCUUUCGUCAUCCCUUUUCUAAAGGCAAACUUGCCACUCCUGCAGCGCGAGCUUCUCCACUGUGCCCGUAUGGCCAAGCAGACGCCAGCGCAGUACCUCAGUCAGAACGAGCACAUCCUCCUCAACACAGACACUUCCCCCGUCGACUCCUCAGACAUCAUCAUGGACGUCAACGAAAACGGCAAGAGAAGAACCCCAGACAGCCAUUCCUACAGACCGAAAGAGAACGGUGUGGAACCCAUGGACGACCCUCGCCACCCUGCCAAACGACACUGCACGGUCAGCCCCGGCCAGCACCGGGUGUCCCCCGGGACCAGCGCCCCCCACCCCGGCCUGCACGGUCACCACCCCCUCCCCCCACCUCACCACCAGGGGGAGGGGUACAUGAGGGACAUGCCCCACCACCCCAGGGAGUCUCGCGACCACCGCGGCGAUCCACGGGAUCCGCGGGACAUCAGAUCCGGAUCUGGAUCAGGCCAACAAACCAACAGAGACCACGACAGGGAGCAUUUCGAGGGGCGUUACCCCGUGCACCCGCGCCUGCCCUACGACCCCAGAGAGUACGAGCGGGGCAGCCACCGGAUGUACGACUCACAUCAUCCCAACGGCUCAUGGGAGGACGAAUGGAAACAUGUUGAACAGAUGCUCCACUGCGUUGCGGGGAUGGUGGACAAGACGUUGCGAGCCAUCGCGUCGUUGCGCCACCGGUCGGUACAGGAGCGGGAGGAGAUGCUGAUGUGGUCGCGGCGGUGCGCCGAGGGGGCGGACCACGAGAUGAAGAAGCGCGCCGGGGAGAUGAUGGCUCACACCAUCCGGCAGACCGAGGACAGGGUCAGCGAGGUCAAAAGAAGAGCAGAAAUGUACCAAGCUCAAAUGGCCAGGACCUUUCCCUUCUACAAUAGACCUCGACCAGAGGAAGCGGUGAACGAGGUGAAGCGUCAGGCAGUGAUCGAGCUUCAGAAAGCUGUGGCGGCGGCAGAACAGAAGGCAAGUGAGCUUGUGGCGGCCGAGCGGGCCAAGAUGGAGCGUGCGGUGGCCGACGCGCGCCGGCAGGCGCAGGACGAGGCUAACCAACAACAGGAAAGCUCCAGUGAGAACUGCUGGAACUGCGGCCGUAAGGCGAGCGAGACGUGCAGCGGGUGCAAUGUCGCCCGUUACUGCGGCUCCUUCUGCCAGCACAAGGACUGGGAGAACCACCACCGCAUCUGUGGGACACAGGCACUGCAGCAGCAAGCUGCGGCUAGCACCGACGCAGCCGCCGCGACCACCUCCGCCACCACGCCGCCGACCGUCGCCAGCCCCGUCGAGUCCGUCAAGUCUGUUACCACGACGACAUCGCGAUCGGGUUCUCCCGUGGAGAAGACCGAAGCCCGCUAGUUCACCGCAAAAAAACUUCUCUGUUACGAAAUAAAAGACUAAGCUUUCUUUCCAAAACUGGAAUGAAUUAGGGACUCGCCCCAAAUUUUUGGCCUACUCUUUCAACCUUGUUCACGGAAUGGACCCGUCUACCCUUGGUAGUAGUGGGUCAUACGUACCAGAUAACCUGUGUCGCCCCCCGUCUCGCCCAGAGUAAACGGGUCCAUUCC